Molecule: messenger RNA, 993 nt
Organism: Monosiga brevicollis MX1
Lineage: Eukaryota; Choanoflagellata; Craspedida; Salpingoecidae
Exons: 8
Coding region: 1-993 (330 amino acids)
Biological process (GO): positive regulation of mitochondrial translation
Source: RefSeq, a predicted model, not a curated record
AUGUUGCGCGCUCUGACCAGUCGCUGGCGGCCCGGCGCCAUGCCCCUGUGCUCAUUUCGAGCAUUGCAGAGCGAGGCGCGCGCCAAAACGUGGGAGGUCCACGCUCUCAAAACAGCCCGUUCCUAUAGCCUGCCCAAACUGGACAGCGUACUUGCAAGGCAAACGAUGUUUGUCAAGACACCCUUUGUGAAUGAGCUAGCGCAACACGUGCGUCACAUCACGCUCAACUACGACAAUAAUGCCGACCACCAGCGCGUCUUCAUCUUUUCCUCCGGGGCCAUCAUUGCCUGGGGCCUGCGCCCAAACGUGCUGCGUGCUCUCUUUUCCCUAUUGCGGGCCGUCGAAUCCGACCCCAUUUCUCAGCGCCUUGCGGAACAAGAGCACGAAAUUCUGCUCUACACCCUCGAUGGCGGCCAACGUUCCUUCUUGCGCAAAGGCCUCAUCCAUCUUGCAGAUCAGGAUCUUCCAACAACCCAGCACGAGCACGACUACCUCGCUUUCCACAGCUCCGAGGAUGCCCAGGUUGGCGAUCGAUCUCUCGAACAAUUUGCAGUGUCACACGCCGUAGCCCUCUCUAUAGAGCUGGGCAUUUUGGAAACGGAAUUGGCAACGUUUGCUCAAAAGAUUGAAUGGAUCACAAAUGAUAUCAAGGAAGGUCGUGAGUUGCGGAUAUCCCGGUCCACGGUACUGCAGCUAUACGGGGAGCUCCUCAGCCUUAGGCACAACCUCAAUCGCUCGACUGAACUGAGCGACUUUUAUUGGGACCGCGAAGAACUUGAGGUUCUGUUUGACAGUGCCUGCCGCUUUUUGGACAUUGAGGCACGGCGAAGACUAUGCAAUGAGCGGGUGAGCUACCACAGCGAACUUGCCGAGCUGCUGCGCAUUACAUUGAGCGAGCGCCACAGCACGCUGCUUGAAUGGGGUAUUAUUGGUCUCAUCACAGUCGAGGUUGCCUUCGAGCUCAUGCACUACGCCGAGCGUUGGCUGGCUUGA